Messenger RNA from Prorocentrum cordatum, 306 nucleotides. The record is from the annotation of a GenBank genome assembly. NCBI's taxonomy places the organism in Eukaryota, Dinophyceae, Prorocentrales, Prorocentraceae.
GAGAUGGCCAGCGGCCUCUUCGGCUACGCUGCGCAGCUCUGGCACGCCGCGAUGCCGUCAAUGGGCCCAGUGGCGCCCCCCUCCACCAUGCGCGUGUCGCUGGAGUGCGUCCUCUCUGCCAGCGUCGACUUGCGCGCGGUGCCCCUGGAGCACCGCCAGCUCAGGACCGAGCUGGUGCAGGGGCGGCCGUGGCGCGUGGGCCGCCGCGACGAGCCCGAGGCGAUUGCCCGCCUGCUUCGGCCCGCCGCGGCGCCCCAGGAGACUGCCUCUUCGAGAUCGCCUGGGAGCCACCCUGCUUGGUGCUGA